CUGUGCCUAUGAAGUGAUGCAAAGAGCGAGAAUGACGCCCCCUCGCGGUCAGCGCAGUGUGCAGGUUGGCGACGCAGGCGCAGUGUGACCGGGCUGGCUUGUUGGGGAGAGGAGACUAGCUUGCUCGAGAGAGACCAGGCGUGUGCGUUGCGGAGUAUAAGUCAAAUUUAACUGGAGGAAUCGGAAUUCUAUACAGCACAAUUGACCUACACUACACCGACUUUCAUAUUUUAUAACUAUGGGAAACGAAACAGGUUGUGCAAGAUGCUGUCAGAGUUGUAUACAUCACUAGAGAAGGAGGACUGCACUGAAAACUGGACUUUCUCUCUUAAACCGUGGGUUAGCAGCUUGACAAUGAGACCCAAGGAUUAAAGGGUUAAUAGCAUUGUGAGAAAUACAACAAAGAACUUUGGGGUGAAUGAGUCCGAGGCAGAAGCAUGCAAACGGAGGGCAGUAGGAGAGACUGCAGUCCUGGAUAUUGUGUUUUGCAGCUGCUGUUUCUUCAACACAAUCAGUUCUUCACAUUCCUUGAAAGCAGAGCACGUUGAGGGGGCAUUUAAACAGAGAUGAGUGGCACUUUCUCGGCACUAGCAGAGCUUUUGAAUUCAUGCGGACUAUGACCAGUUAUCGAGCUGUUCAGAAUGACCUCAUGGUGGGCCCAGUGUUAGGAGGGUGUGUGGAGAUUUCGGGGGGCGAUUACUGCCCGCCGCAUUUCCGGAAUGGAAACGCUCCCCAGAUGCAACAUGACGCUGGACUGCCCCGUCUCAGCAGUGGCACUCCGGCCGUGCCCAAAAUGGGGGUGCGUGCCCGGAUUAAAGACUGGCCUCCCAGGAGAGAGCUCUCCAAAGAGUCAGUUCUGUCCAGUCCCUUACAUGAAGCGGACCAGGGGUCGCAGGUGUGUCCGGGACCUCGCUCCCCACAGCCACAACGGACAGAGUCCCGGGGGGACCCCUCGUCCGGAGGGUUUAGGGGUCGCCAGAGGAUCCCCCGGUGCCGCUCUAAAGAUGUGGAGUUUCAGGAUGGCUGGCCGCGUUCCCCUGGCAAACGAUUUGCCCCUCUGUGGAAUCGGAGUAACAGUGAGAUCACUCUUAGUGAGCAUGACACAGAGGCUCCUGAGCCUGCCAGGGGGACCAAGCACAUGGCGACAGGAAUGCCUUUGUUCAGAGAGUACGGCAGCACCUCCUCCAUCGACGUGCAGGGAAUCUCAGAGCAGAGCUUCUUCGAGAUGCUCAAUGAAUUCCGCCAGGAACUGCCAGACCAGCGGAGUGCUGCGCCGGACAAACUCCACGAGCUUCUGAGGGCAGACGCCAGUGCAGCAAACUCCAGCCUCAAUCUUAGCAGCACUGCCUCCAAAACUGACCUGAGGAACGGGCAACCUAAAGAGGAGGCCAGGCCACUGCAGAAGACAGACUGCGAGCGGGCGAGGAAGAAAAGCGGGAAGUCUGAUGGGAGUGGCAGCACAGAUUCCUCAAUCUUCAGGAAACUGCUUAGCCGUGGUGAGACGGACACACCAGGCAAGGCUGGCUUCGACCAGGAAGAAGGCAGGAUCCAGGAGCCCACGUGCAAACCCUGGGUGUGCCCAAAAAGCUUUGCCCACUAUGACGUGCAGAGCAUCCUCUUUGACGUGUUUCAAGUGGCAGCAAACCGCGACUAUGUGGCUCAGAGGAAGAAUACCACAACAGGAGCCUCGGCUGCUUCAGCUACUUCCCUGGCUGUCACCAGAGCUCUUGGGCUAGGGGGCCUGGAGCCCACCUUCAUGAGCACAGAGGACUUGAACUAUAAGGAGAACCUGGAGCCUGAUCUGGGGGACUGUCAAAGCAACAACCUCCUGCUCAGCUGCCCUCACUUCCGAAACGAGAUCGGCGGGGCGGGGGAACGCAACGUCAGCUUUUUGAAGUCGUCGGCAGGAUUCUCCGGAAGAGGCGAAGGAGGCUUCAUCGAGCCGUCUGUCAACAUGCACUGCACCAAUGCCAGCAUCUCCAUGCUGGAGAUUCCCAGCGAGCUGCAGAGCUGCCGGCUGGAGCGGCUGAAGCACUACAGCAUGGAGCACGUGACAUGGUGAGCGCAGUACUACCAGGGCUACUUCCACAGCAAGGAGCAUUUUAACUAUUUUGGAACGGAUGAGAAGCUGGGUCCAGUAGCUAUCAGCAAUAAGAGGGAGAAACUGGAGGAUCGAAAGGAGCACAAGGACCAGUAUCAAUACCGGCUCAUCUUCAGAACUAGCGAGCUGCUGACUCUUCGAGGGGCGAUCCUAGAGGACGCUGUGCCCUCCACCUCGAAGCAUGGCACGGUGCGGGGGCUGCCCCUCAAAGAUGUGCUGGAGUACGUCAUCCCUGAGCUCAGCACCCCCUGCCUGCGGCUGGCACUCAGCACCCCCAAAGUGACGGAGCAGCUGCUGAAACUCGACGAGCAAGGGGUAUGUAAGAAGCACAAAGUGGGGAUCCUGUUCUGCAAAGCCGCUCAGAGCACAGAGGAGGAGAUGUACAACAACGAGGAGGCAAGUCCUGGCUUCGAGGAUUUCCUGUCCCUGCUGGGGGAGAAGGUGUGCCUGAAGGGCUUCCCCAAGUACGCUGCCCAGCUGGAUACCAAGACGGAUUCGACUGGGACUCACUCGCUGUACACGUCCUAUCAGGGUUACGAGAUCAUGUUUCACGUCUCGACAAUGCUUCCGUACACGCCAAACAACCGUCAGCAGCUCCUCCGUAAAAGGCACAUAGGAAACGACAUUGUCACGAUCAUCUUCCAGGAGCCCGAUGCACUGCCUUUCACCCCCCAGAACAUCCGCUCCCACUUCCAGCACGUGUUUGUCAUCGUCCGAGUGCACAGCCCUUGCACAGAGAACGUCUGCUACAGUGUGGCGGUAACAAGAUCAAAAGAUGUGCCUCCGUUUGGACCCCUGAUCCCAUGUGGAGUGACGUUCCGCCGUUCCGAGGUAUUCCGGGACUUCCUGCUGGCCAAGGUGAUUAACGCUGAGAACGCAGCGCACAAGUCGGAGAAGUUCCACACCAUGGCGACUCGCACGCGCCAGGAGUACCUCAAAGACCUGGCAGAGAACUGCGUCUCCAACACCCCCAUCGACUCAACGGGGAAGUUCAACCUCAUCUCUCUGACCUCCAAGAAGAAAGAGAAGACCCGGGCGCGUGAGGGUGCGGAGCUGGGCAGUCUGGCCGCCAUCACUUGGCGCGUCUCCUCUCAGGACUUCAGCCGCGCGGAGGAGAUCGACUGCACCCUGGGCAUCUCCAACGAGUUUGUGGUGCUGAUCGACCAGGACACCAAGGAGGUGGUCUUCAACUGCUUCUGCGGAGACGUCAUCGGCUGGACCCCUGAUCGACUCGCCAUCAAGAUCUUCUACGGCCGCGGAGACCACAUCUUCAUCAGGGUGCCCGAAGACAGAGCAGAGGACAUCAGGGAGAUGGUGCAGAGGCUCAAGGUCAUGACGAGUGGAUGCGAGACGGUGGACAUGACGCUGCGGCGGAACGGACUGGGCCAGCUGGGCUUCCACGUGAAGUUCGACGGCACGGUGGCCGAGGUGGAGGAGUACGGGUUCGCCUGGCAGGCAGGGCUGAGGCAGGGCAGCCGAUUGGUGGAGAUCUGCAAGGUCGCCGUGGUGACGCUGACACACGACCAGAUGAUCGACCUCCUGAGGACCUCCGUCACCGUCAAGGUGGUGAUCAUCCCGCCCCUUGACGACGGCGCGCCACGCAGGGGCUUCUCUGAAGAGUAUGAGAUGAAGACAAUGGAGCAGAAGCCUGAGCCGGAGAGCGUGCCCGCUGGGUACAGGGUGGCCUACCGAAGCCCUGCCUGGCAGUGGUCAAGCCCCUCCUCCCAGAAUGCCUUGCAGCCCCAGAGAUGGGCGUCGCCGGGGAGGCCACAGCAGCCCAUGGGCCGGCCGCAGAAGCCAGGGGCACCGAUUCCAUACAGAGAACCACAGCCAGUGCAGAGCAAACGGCCUGUGAGUUUCCCUGAAACCCCCUAUAGCAACACAUCCCCAGGAGGGGGCGACAGAGGGCAGCCCUACAGGAACACCUCGGGUAGCUUCUCGACCCCGGGCUCCAGCGCAGGGGCGGCGCUCACCCGCUACAAACAGUCCUCCGACAGGUACGGCACACCGCAGCGACCUCUGAUCGGCUACGAGCAGCAAGUCAGCCAUGAAGUGAUGUCAAGUGGAGACUCGUCAUCCGGCUUUACCAGCCAGGAGAGCACCAUGGAGAGGACUAAACCAGAGCCUCUGUGGCACGUGCCACCGCCAUCACGGGUCCCAGGCAUGAACAGUGCCCCGAAACACGCCAACAGACAGGAGAUGCCAGCCAAGGACUCUCCCAACAGACAUUCCAGAGGUGAAGCCCAGUACUCAAGCCCUUCCAGCAGCAACACUCUGUCCAGCAACGCGUCGAGCAGCCACAGUGACGAGCGCUGGUUCGACUCUGGGGACCCCGCGGAGGCUGACCAGGACGCCAUGGCCAAGGGGGGCUCCAGCGACAGCGGGAUCGAUGCCAGCACCCUGUACACACCCAGCCCCAACUCCACGGGGGUGAAGCCGGGCCGCCCCCUGCCCAGCGCACACCAGCGAGACCAACCCCAGAAACCCAUCCCAGCCUCGGCCACCUACAGCAGCCUCCAGGAGCACACCAUCCGCGCUGUGGAGAGGGACAAGAGGAGAGAGUCGUCCCCAGCUAUCGGCAUCUCCCCGCAGGUCAAGGGCUACCGGACACAGGCCUACGCCCUGCCAGGAGCCAGCAGCACCCCCGCCCUGACCACCGGCCAAGGGUUUAAACAGGCCAGGGUUGGCUUCACCCCUCAAGGCUACAAGACGCCAGUGCUGGACAAGCCCAAGCCCAUGAAGGGAUCCCAGUCUGGGUGCCACCAGCUCUCUACCUCGAUACCCAAGUCCUUCUACUCCAAGAAUAAGCACGUCACAGGCUGGAAGAAAAGCGAGGACGCCCUGGCCCGGCCCAGCACCUUCACCGACCACAAGAAGCAAAUUGAAGUGAACUCCAAGAACGUUUUUGGCCAGCCAAGGUUGAGAGCUUCUCUGCGGGAUUUGAGAUCCCCGCGGAAAACCUACAAGUCAACCAUCGAAGACGACCUGAAGAAGCUUAUCAUCAUGGACUGUCCAGGAUCCGACCAAGACUGGGACGGGUCCCAGAGAAAGCCUCUGCAGCGCACGUUCUCUGACGAGAGUAUCUGCAGCGGCCGCAGGGACCCAAGCUACGCCAGCGCCCAGCUGUUUGACCCGCCGCUGCCCAGCGACUUCCUGUUCACCAGCACUCUGCCCAGCCGCAGGCAGCACCAGCCUCAAGUGGUCACCAGCCUGCCAGAGAAGAAGUCGAAUAUCUCUGCGUCGGAACUGUCCCUGACGGAGGUGCGAGACAAGACCCCGCUCCGACGCCCCGACCCCGGGAUGAUGCCCCUCCCGGACACCGCCUCCGGCCUGGAGUGGUCCAGCCUGGUCAACGCUGCCAAAGCAUACGAAGUUCAGAGGACAGUGUCGCUGUUUUCCCUCAAUGAUCCCUCCCUGGGAUGUGAGGUGAGGUCAUCACUCAGCCCAGUGCACACGCUCGCAGCCCCAGAGAGGCUGGCCACUCCCAGGAUCACACCUCCCAUCAGUGAGGAGAUUCCAGGUGACCUGAAGGGGCGGCUGUAUCAGUUAGAGGUCAUGCUGAAACAGCUCCAUAGCGACCUGGAGAAGGAGAAGCAAGACAAGGUCAUCCUGUUGACAGAAGUGUCGACCCUGAGAGAGAACAACCAACGUCUUCAGAAGGAAUCUGUGUCGGCCAACGAGCAGCUGAAAAAGUUCAGCCACAUCUACACCAGCUCCGUGGAGAGGAAGUAGCAGCAGCUGCGCAAGCCGGUCCUCUUUACUUCCUGUUUGAAGCCAGUCCGGUUUACUGCUAUUGCGGGGCACAUGUCUUAAUACAGUGUCAAAGCACUUAAUGACCAGACAGGUAUCACAAAUGAAACAAUAAAUAAUAAAAGAGAAACGAAAGCGGUUUAACAUUUGAACUUCAGAAUUUAAAGUUUAAACCACUUAAUGUCUGUGCAGCUCAACAUAUUUAUUAGCAGGAGAGAAUAACAGAGGAUUUAUUUGUGGUUCCGUUCUCUCACCAACCACCAGGAUGUUUGUCUGCAGGUACCAAAUCAUUGCUGGAAAAAAAAUCAGAAAAGCAAGAGCAGCUUCAGGAACGGGCAUCAGAAUUUGAAUGGAGUGCAAAUCUCCUCAAAAACUUCUCUGAUUUCAUCUGGAAAUCGACAGACAUCAUCCGGCUUUUUGUGUUUCUUAACAAGCAGCAUUUCGAAAGACCAGUUUGACUAUUGAGGUAAACGGGUUUCCAGACUGACUCGGAGCAGCGUUGUGUCCUGACAUCAAACAAUUUGCAUCUGGGAUUUGAAAAAGCAAGGAAGUAGGAAAAAAAAAACACCAAUAAGGAAUUCUGGAGGCCUCCACACAGCCAGCCACACAGGUGUGCUUGGAGCAGGUGCUUUUAUUUUUAUGGGCAGUCUUAAGUCUGUGAAAACAGACGUUUUCUUUUUUUAAACCUUAAAUUUGCUUCCAAAUGAAGCGUGAGUUUUUUUUGUUGUUGUUUUUUUUGUUCUUGUUUUUGUGCAUCAUUUCUAAAUAGUCCAAUAUCAUAACUGCUUUAUAUGUUUGCAUAUUUAAUUUCAGUUGUUUUUUUUUUUUUAAUGGUACUGUAGUGUAAACCUCACGGUAUUGCUCUAACACAUUGCAUACACACAUUGUACACCGAUCAGAGCCGGGUAGCCUCCAGAUGCCACUGUUGUGCUGCAAGCCUAAUUCUGACCCGUUCAUGUACCAUCUUCUGCUGUGAGAGGGAAUAGCAGGACAUAGGAAUGCACUGUACUCGUAGCCAGCAUCCUUACAAAACACUGCAACUUCAAUAAGCUAUGGCAACUGAAUGAGGCUGAUUUGCUGAAACAAAACCACACUGUGACUCAUUGUGAUCGUGACUUUUUCUGGGUACAGCAGGGUCCAUUUGAAGUCGCUGAUACUUGCUGAUUACAACGGCAUCCAAAAUAUUUUGAGUUACAGGAACUGCUUUUGAAAUCCAUGGAAAAAGAGAAAUCAAAAACCUGUAUAUUCCAGCGCUAUAAGGGUCUGCCUGUAAGGGUCGCACAGUCUCGAGGGAGGAUCCACUGACUGCUGUACCAUUUAAAGCAAAAAAACAGCUACAUGCCCAAGUGGAGUGCACUAGGAGACAUACAUAUAUAUAUAGUUUAUAUGUUGUACUAUGGUCUAGACUUGGGAUAGAGUAUAAUAGGGUGGUAUGAAUAAUAAUAAUACAAAUACUAAAGCUUUAUAUUUCAGAUACUUUAAAAAUGACUUUGUAAUAGUUUUAAAAUCUGCACUAAAAGAUGUUUAUUGCAGAAAGCCAGUUUUUGUAUGUUUGAUAUCAAAAUCGUCAUGUCAUGACUUUGUUAGUCUAAUAACUGACCCCUUUUCCCUUCUCUACGAUGAGGCUUGAGAGUUUGUGUACAGUAAUAAUGAGUUCAAUUCUAAUGUGCUUUUAAAACAAACCAACAAACAGUGAAAUCUGCACUUUCUCGUGCAUGGUUUAAAAUCUUAUCAGGAUUCAGUGAUCGAGAAUGGCUCAGGAAGAUACAGUAUCAAUAAGUAUAUGUUUAAUUGUAAAUGUUCUUUAGAAAACACUAUAUUUGUAUAAAACGGUUCAUUGUUUGUAAUUCCUUUUUAUGUGAAUUUCUGAAGAUUUUUUUUUUUUUUUUGAGAAAGUGAAAAAAGAAUGCCAGUCAAAAUUGACACCACAAACCGUGCUCGUGUUUGACUUAAAAGAGAUCAAUAAUAGACAUGUGGCAAUCGUCUGAAAUGAAAUGCAGUAUAGUGAAUAACAAGCACCUGCACAAGCAAGAGUAAACAAACCAAACAGAAAAGUAUAUCUGAAAUGCAGUUUGGAGUAGACAGACUUGUUUGUUCAUAAAGAACUCAAGCAGGAUUCUGAACCUCACAGAUCCUUAUUAUCUCACAGUGGAUGACCUCUAAAAGCAAGACCUGAAACUCGAUAUAAAUGCCGACAUCAAUUUCAAGUUACAUAAGCGAUCAAGUCCAAAAUAUAUCCUUAAAACACAAAGAAAAUAAAGCACAGAAACAACUGUAUGAGGUUUUGAUUUUAUACCGACUUUAAAAAUGGACUUUGUGGGAUUUGAAAAAAAAAAAAAACAUUGAAUAGAAAUGACGGUAACAGUCACAAAACAUUUAGGAACGAUUUACUGAAAACAAAAUCUCAUCCUCGGUCUUAACCAUAUAUCUUGCAUAAAAUCAGUAACUUGGUUAGAAAUAUUUUGGGAUAUUUUUACAUGUUAAACACAGACUGUACUGCCGAUGUUAGAAAUAUGUACAAUAGUCAUUACACGGUGGACAAACCUUGAUAAACCAGCAGGCCUUUACUGUACCCAGUGCAUCACAUCUCUGAUUGGGACAGGCAUGUGAGAGGAGUGCACGUUCCCCUCAUGCAGUAAGACGAUGUGUGUCGCUCGUGUACCUUGUGGCCACUCUUACAGCUGUUCUCAUGAUUGUGGUACUUUGCCAUUCAGUUAAUAGUGUAGCCAAUUAUUUGAGCUUUUGUUUGAAAUCUUUCAAUUAAAACCAGUCGAACUCCUUGUGGCUUCCCCCCUGUUCCCAUUAACAUUGCCUUCUCAGCAUCCCUGUGUUGUAAAGCACGCUGUUUAGUUAGUCUAAUUGGCCUGCUUGUUGAGUCCUGUGUAAAAAACAAAAGGGAGUAAAUAUGCUGUCAAUGUUUUUUUUAAUGAACGAGAUAAGGCCAUUUGGCUCAUCUGGUUUUGUAAAGGCAGGUUCUUAAAGGGGUCCCAUGAUUUAGUAUCCAGAUAACAGCAGAUAUGAAUACUUUUGCACCCCUCUUCAUAAAACUUUAAGGAUCGUUUUAAAUGAUGAUAAACUUCGUACCCGCUCAGAAACAAUUGAAAGGGGUUUCAUGAACAGCAAACUUUAAUCAAUAAAAACGGGCUUUAAAACAAAUCAGUCCUUCACAAAACAUUCCUUAAAAUCUCUUUUUCUAGAGGGAGUGUUUCAUUGGCUGUGGUACUCCUCCGGGUGAGGGAGGGGAAUCAUCUGGGCUUGUUACUCCUCACUGCGCCACAGCGGACCCAGUGCGGUCCAGCUCGGGGCUCUUGAGUCGUAUACGGGCCAUUGACAUCCGAAAUACAGCUUACGAUUUAUAGAUGUCCCGAUGUGUGUUUAUUUAUUCUUUUAUCUACUGUUCUCACCAGCAUUUUUAGUUUUAGUAAACUUAAGCCUAUUUCCGUUUAUAACCUGAAAUGUUUAUACGUUAUUCGGUUUGAGAUUUUCAGACUCUUUAGGAGCACAGGCUAUGUUAGUUCUAAUAGCGUUCAGACAGCUUUAAAUUGUGCCUGUGUUUAAAUCUGCUGCUAUUUAGAUAAUCUGUAUCUUCCAAACAACUUUCCAGUUUUAUUUUAUUAGAAAAAACUACAACGAUAAGCGAGCUUUACAAAUUGUGUGUGUGUGUGUGUGUGUGUGUGUGUGUAUAUAUAUAUAUAUGUAUGUAUAUUCUUCUGCAGUGUAAUAUACAGCCUAGGCAGAUCUGGGUAUCUGUAGGACGAUACAGGAUCCUGAGGAGUCUCACUGAACAAAGGGAAGGCAGUGCACUUAUGUGCGUCUGGGACUGGGUUCAUUUUUUCGCCAAAGAAUGUGAUCCUUCUGUUUUUGUCAACAGCGUUUUAUUGUUGCUAUUAUUAUUAUUAUUAUUAUUAUUAUUAUUAUUAUUAUUAUUAUUAUUAUUAUUAUUAUAAUUUAUACUGUAUUUUAGGACAUAAAAAUAUUGUAACGGUAACAAAAAAAAACUGGAAUUUUAAAGAGAAUGAGAAAUAAUUUUUAUAGGAAACUUAUACAGAACUCAGAAGAACACUUAAACGUCUAUACUGUAUGUGUUUGUAUGUAAAUCUGUGACGUGACUAUUUUGGCAUAAGCUGCACUGUUAAUGUCUUUAAUAUUUUUUUCUUCUUAUUGUUUUUUGUUAAUGUUAUUUAAGCCCAGACUUCCCACUAGCCUGGGUUCGAUUCACAAAGCUGGAGCUCAUUCAUUAUUUAAAAACCAUUGGGAGUCCAGAACGGUUUCAGGAAUAUCAAACCUGAUUGUAUUCAUAAAAACAGAAUUUGAAUCACUCAUGACUUAGCUAUGUAAAUAGAAACCAUUGUUUCCAAAAACGAUGGCUGGAUAGUUUGGUUCUAGUAGAAGUUGCCAUACCCCUUUUUUUAAAAAUCGUGUUUAUUUGGACCUUCUCUUCAUGUAACUAUUUUACCAUUGCUGUCUUAUUAAACAUUUAAAGACCUCCUGCUGCAACUGCAAAGCUUUUCACUUCUGCUUACAAAAAUGUGAUGACCUAGUGUCAUAGUUUUGAGACCAGCACUCGGCUAAUCAAUAACCUAGAGCACAUGGAUAUCUGCAAACUGAAUUCUGUUGAAAAAAAAAAACCCAGAAACUGCAAUCGCAGUACCCAGAAACACUACAGCAAGUAGAGACGAUGUUGUAAAGAUACAUAUUUAUAAGAGCGACAGUGUUAGGGGUGUAGCCAGCCUUUAACGCAAACACACAAGAGCAUGUUCUUAAAGAGCAUCUGCUCUGCAUGAACAGCUUUUAAUCGUUUUCUCUUCUGUAUCCACAGUUACCUGCGUACCAUACUGUGUGUCAGUGUUUUGUGCACUAAACACUGGGUGUAGGCUUUUAAAAAGCAAUCAUUCAGCCAUGUGUCCCAACAGUGUGCAGCAGAUCAGUCCUCUCCUGUGUGGCUCACAGAUACCAGAGUCCUGUUUCCUUUGCUAGAUCAGUGUCAUUCCAGCUGUGCAGGAGACUGGUACUGAACUGCAUUCCAACACUGAGGCAAUCUCUGCUGUAGUACCUGUGACGAAUGAAAAGUUUAUCACAGAUUUUACAUAGGCAGCAGUUUCUGAGUUUAUGAUAUUGCACUAAGUACAUAUUCAUCAUGUAAUGAACUGUUCAAGUUACUUUCUUAGAUGUCUUGAAUACAAUAGCAAAUAGAAACUUAAAAAAAAAAUGAAUUGCGUUUGCUUUACGAUGUUGCACUAAAACAUUAAACACUAUCCAUAAAUGUACAGUACCUAACAGACACUUGCACAACACAAUUAUGAUGCAUUGCUCCACUACUCCACACUGGGCAGCAGUGUGAAGUAGUGGUUAGGGCUCUUGACCGGAGCGUCGUGGGUUCAAUCCCAGGUGGGGGACACUACUGCUGUACCCUUGAGCAAGGCACUUUACCUAGAUUGCUCCAGUAAAAACCCAACUGUAUAAAUGGGUAAUUGUAUGUAAAAAUAAUGUGAUAUCAAAAAUAAUGUGUAACAAUUGUAAGUUGCCCUGGAUAAGGGCGUCUGCUAAGAAAUAAAUAAUAAUAAAAUAAUAAAUAAUUGCUUAUUGCUGGCUAUAUCAGUUCAUGAUGACAUACCUGGUGUCAGUAUCGCUGAAGCAGUUCCACCAUAUUCAGGUGAAUGUUUUGUUGACCAUGUUUGGAAUUACUGGAAACUCUGAGGUGAUGCAAUAGCUGAUGGCCACCAAUGAAUAUUUACACAUUUGAUAUAUUUGAGAGAGAUGAUGUAUAUAUUUUGUAGCAACCCUAUACAAAUCUGUAACAUUUUGCUACAGAGCUCCUUAAUAAAAGAGCCCCAGCUGUAUAAUGUUGGGUAAACAGACCCAGAAAUAGUCAGAAGGUUAGGCUACACCCCGGACAGGCUGAUCUGUAAUAAAGCAGUUUUUUAUUUGUAGUAAUUUAUAUGCAUUGAUUACACUAGUAAUUAGGGGUGUGCUGAUACUCCUAAUUGCCUUUAAGAACUAUUAAUGAGCAGGUAAUAAAUAAAUCUAUUCAUUGAUGUGUUGAUUAAAAAAAAAAAAAACUGUCCUUCCCUCAGUGGGUACCAAUCAAUGACAAUUAAGUUCUGCAUUGAGUGUUUUAAAAGUGUGUUAAACAAAUCUUACAUCUUCACCUUGCAAAGUAUGGUUUAAAAGGAAUCAAUUCAACUCAAGCUGUUGCUGAAAAAUGCGUAAUAUUACAGUUCUUUAUUUAUUACAAAAUGGCAACUUUUACAAAGGGGGCGUGUCAUCCUCUUGAAGUUUAUUUGUUGUUAUUUUAAACCAUUGUCCUUGUUGUAUAAAAUAGUUGUUUUUUAUGCAUUCUUUGUAGCACAAUAUGUUUAAGUGUACAUGUUUCCUUUUAUGUAGAUGAUAACUUUGCUUUGACAUAAUUGUGUGUUUGAAAUAUUGGAGACAUAUUCUGUUUAUUAAGUAGUGUACAUUAAAUAGUGUAAAUGAUCUUGUUUUCAUUCUUAUUUUAUAAAAACAAAUUCAUACAGGUGAGAUCUAUAUUUAAUUUUGUGGUUGUUUUGAUUCUAUCUGUUUGCUGAUAAAUAAAUAAACUUUUUUCACAUCUUUAGUUGAAUGGGUAUGUACAAGAAGGAGGACAAUAAAAUAAAUGUUUCCUACAAA
Molecule: messenger RNA, 12499 nt
Organism: Acipenser ruthenus (sterlet)
Lineage: Eukaryota; Metazoa; Chordata; Actinopteri; Acipenseriformes; Acipenseridae
Product: signal-induced proliferation-associated 1-like protein 3
Biological process (GO): activation of GTPase activity; epithelial cell morphogenesis; regulation of small GTPase mediated signal transduction
Cellular component (GO): plasma membrane; cytoplasm; Golgi apparatus
Molecular function (GO): protein binding; GTPase activator activity
Source: RefSeq, a predicted model, not a curated record